AUGGCGAACACCAUCACCAGCUUCAUCUGCAGCCUGCAGACAAUCGUUUCAAAGAGGGAGAGGGAUCUGCUCAUUGACAAGGAGCUGGAAUACAACGAGAAGAUCGUUGGUCAGCUUUACAAAACCUUCCAUGAGCUUGAUACGAACGGCAACGGCGCUGUCAGCUGGACGGAGUUCCAGCUGGCUCUGCAGGACGAGCGGAUGCACGCGUUCUUGAGCACCUUGGAGCUGGACAUGUCAGAUGCGAAGAAGAUUUUCCACAUCCUCGCCUCAGAGCAGACAAACGCCAUCGAGGAGUCCGACUUCUUGCUGGGCUGCCUGCGCAUGCGAGGAGGUGCCAGCGGUGUUGAUAUGGUCAGGAUCCAGAUGGAGCAGGAGUGUUGGGGCCAGCGCUUCCCAGUCAGCCCAACACGCUUUACUCAUUAA
Molecule: messenger RNA, 426 nt
Organism: Symbiodinium necroappetens
Lineage: Eukaryota; Dinophyceae; Suessiales; Symbiodiniaceae
Source: the annotation of a GenBank genome assembly